GUCAUCCGGCAGCUGAGAGGUCGCGAAGCACUCUAGCUAAUAUCGUCCUAAAAGUCAAAUUCUUGAUAUUUUAAUCAUUUGUUCAUAUUGUUACUUGAUAACUACAAAGAAUAGUCAUGAUUAAAGCUAUCUUGAUUUUUAACAACCACGGAAAACCGCGGCUGAUCAGAUUCUAUCAAUAUUUUGCGGAGGACAUGCAGCAGCAAAUCAUUCGAGAGACUUUCCAUUUGGUAUCUAAAAGAGACGACAAUGUCUGCAACUUCUUGGAGGGUGGGAGUCUCAUUGGUGGAUCUGACUACAAACUGAUUUACCGGCACUACGCGACCCUCUACUUUGUCUUCUGUGUGGACUCGUCUGAGAGUGAGCUCGGCAUCCUGGACCUGAUUCAGGUGUUUGUGGAAACGCUGGAUAAAUGCUUUGAAAACGUCUGUGAACUGGACCUCAUAUUCCACAUGGACAAGGUCCAUUACAUCCUGCAGGAGGUGGUGAUGGGAGGCAUGGUGCUGGAGACCAACAUGAACGAGAUUGUAGCCCAGGUUGAAGUGCAGAACCGCAUGGAGAAGUCUGAGGGAGGCUUAUCGGCGGCCCCCGCGCGCGCCGUCUCUGCCGUGAAGAACAUGAACCUGCCCGAGAUUCCCCGCAACAUCAACAUCGGAGACAUCAAUAUCAAAGUGCCGAGCCUCUCCCCGUUCUGAGGAGCAGUCCAGCUGAGCUCUGCAGGGCUCGUGUACCACUGAUGCAGUUCCCCUCCACCCAGCUCUGCUGUUAAUGCGGACAAAACUGUUUUAUAUGUGUAUUAUGGAGCCACAGCAGCUUAUUCUCCCCCUCAUUCCUUUCAUGUGAACGGUAGAUAUGCUGUCGGUUAGUUUUGAGUUCUACUGUAUACAUUUUACAGGUUACUGCAGUUGAAGGAUUUGCACAAUAAUGUAAAAUUUGAUUCUAUGAAGCAUCAAGAGUAAUAUUAAUAUUUUAUGUAUUUUCUGUGUUGUUUUUUUUUUUUAGUUCUCCAGUUGAUUUCCUUUUCUUUCCAAAGAAAAAUGAACCGUGUUGGCCCAGUGCGAAUUUUCCCUCACAGCUCUUCUAAAUCUGUGACGCUCAUCAGCGGUUGUCAUGACUAAGGUUUGACAACGUUUCCUGUCUAGAGUGAGCUUCUGGACUCGGGACGGUUCGCUGUAAUACGAUCCUUUGGCUUCUGUGACGGGCUGUAAUUACUCAAACACAUCUUUAUCUUCUGUUCCAAGUGUGUGUUCAUGCAGACUGGGAUUAGACUCCUGCUUGGCUCUUUGCACAGUAUAUUUUUCCUUCUCUGUAAUCUUUUGUGUGACGUUCUUGUGAUUUGUUGAAAAUAUUGUUUUCCUGGAUGCAGAAUGUGCUCAGAAUGGCAAAUGUAAAUGCUGUGUAGUUCUAGCCAAGGUUUAAUGUGCUGUGAUAGUAUCUUGCCAACAUCUGUUCAGAGACUUUGGCCUUUUUUGGAUCUUUAAGUGUGUGUAUAAAGUGUGUUUGUGUCUUAUUGGCUGUGUUUAGUGGCCACACAGAAUCAGAUUCAGUCAUUCAAGCCAUACUCUGCUGGAAUUUCACCACUGAGUCCCGUCGAGCCUCCCGAGGACGGUGAAUGUGUCCGUGUCAAAGACAUUCCUCGCCAAAAUAAAUGAAAAUGCAGAUG
Chelmon rostratus (copperband butterflyfish) is the source of this 1663-nucleotide messenger RNA. It is a transcript of the gene ap3s2, whose product is annotated as adaptor related protein complex 3 subunit sigma 2. Gene Ontology annotation, cellular component: intracellular membrane-bounded organelle; AP-3 adaptor complex; membrane coat. The record is from RefSeq and is a predicted model, not a curated record. Lineage: Eukaryota; Metazoa; Chordata; Actinopteri; Chaetodontiformes; Chaetodontidae. The transcript has 6 exons. Gene Ontology annotation, biological process: Golgi to vacuole transport; intracellular protein transport. Bases 117 to 695 code for a protein of 192 amino acids.